AUGGCAAUAACCCCAUCAACAACUCGUUCAUUGUUAUAUAUGUUCAUUGGCAGUAUUGUGUCUACUCUGACAGUCAGUGGCAACCUCCUCGUAAUCACAUCUGUCAUUUACUUCAAACAGCUUCACACUCCCACCAACUAUCUCAUCCUUUCCCUGGCUGUGGCUGACCUGCUGGUGGGUGCUCUGGUUUUACUCUUCAACAUGGCUCUCUCAUUACAAUCCUGUCUGUACUUUGGGGAUUUAGUAUGUAAAAUACGAAGAAGCUUAGAUAUUUCACUAAUGACAACAUCUAUUCUUAAUCUGUGCUGCAUUUCCAUUGACAGAUAUUAUGCCGUUUGUCAACCUCUGACAUACAGAACACAAAUUAAUGUGAGUGUUGUUUCUGUGAUGAUUCUGUUGAGCUGGAUUGUUUCAGCCCUGUCUGGAUUUGGUAUCAUGUUUGUGGGACUAAAAAAUACUGUAUGUGAAGGAAGGUGUUUCAUAUUUCAUAUUCCACAUUCCAAUGUUAUUGGCUCUGUUGUUUCAUUUUACUUACCCGUGUUCAUAAUGCUUUGUAUCUAUCUUAAGAUAUUCUUUGUGGCACAGAAACAAGCACGUAGCAUCCAGAGCACAAAGGCUGGAACAACCACCAGUGGGAUGGAGAGAAAGGCCACCAAAACUCUGGCCAUUAUCAUGGGAGUAUUUCUUUUCUGUUGGACUCCUUUCUUUGUUUCUAUAACUUUUAACCCUGUGUUGAAUUAUUCUAUCCCAGCACCUGUAACUGAAACACUUGUUUGGCUUGGAUGGUCAAAUUCAAUGCUUAAUCCAUUUGUUUAUUGCUUCUUUUACAGCUGGUUCAGAUCUGCUUUCAGAAUUAUCAUCUCUGGAAAAAUUAUUAAUAGCAACUAUGCCAACGCACAGCUAUCUUAAGCAGCCUUGCUUUGUUGAGAAGGCAUUCAGCUGAUUCCUGCAGCUGGGUCCCCCACG
Molecule: messenger RNA, 966 nt
Organism: Fundulus heteroclitus (mummichog)
Lineage: Eukaryota; Metazoa; Chordata; Actinopteri; Cyprinodontiformes; Fundulidae
Product: trace amine-associated receptor 1-like
Exons: 2
Coding region: 1-909 (302 amino acids)
Biological process (GO): adenylate cyclase-activating adrenergic receptor signaling pathway
Cellular component (GO): membrane
Molecular function (GO): G protein-coupled receptor activity
Source: RefSeq, a predicted model, not a curated record